AUGGCAUCCCCCUCCUGUGACUAUGCAGGCUACCUGCAGGUUUCAACUGAGCCCUUUCAGAACACAGGCCCUACAUACUACAUGGAAUUGUAUGGAUGGACGUUGUAUUACUGGGCCGAAAAGAGCCACAAAUCUACUCAAAAACCAAUCUCCUGUUUUGAUAUACAAGAUUCGGUGAUUGCCGAAGUCCCUGGUAAAAAGCUAGCAUGGUCAGUACGCGGCCCAUACAUUCACGUUCCGGUUUUCUUUACCGCGAUUGCUGAGCGAGAGAAAAAGGAGUGGUUGGAUAGCAUGCAGCACAUCCUAACCGAGCACACCAUACACUUAGAGGUGGAGCGUCCCAUCACUCAAAGUUUUAGGAGCUUGGAGAGGAGCAUGACCAUAUUUUCACUUGAUCCAAGCGAACACGUGACGUUGGAUCAUUUUGAGCGCAUAACCAUACUCGGUAAGGGUGCUUAUGGCUCAGUUUGUCGUGUUCGGCGAAUCGACACCGGGGAGGAAUACGCCAUGAAAAUCAUGAACAAGGAAUUAAUCGACUUCAAAAACGUCUCGCUUGAGCGAUUUAUCAUGGAGCAGAUGGAUCACCCGUUUGUCGUCAAGCUACGGUACGCGUUCCAGACCGAUAACUACCUUUAUAUUGUGAUGGACUUGCUAGGUGGGGGUGAGCUUUUUUACCACCUCUGUAAUUGCGGAACAUUUGAUGAGGAACAUGCCAAAUUCUAUGCCGCAGAGAUCGGCCUCGCAAUAGGAUACUUGCACAGCAACAAUAUUAUCUACCGUGAUUUAAAGCCAGAGAAUGUUGUCCUGGACAAAGAUGGUCAUUGCUGCCUGACGGAUUUUGGUCUAGCCAAGGCAAACAUUAGCGCCAACGCGACCACAAACACCUACUGCGGGACUGCGGAAUAUCAAGCACCCGAGAUUUUGUUAGGUGAAGAGCACGGGCAUGCGGUGGAUUGGUGGUCAUUGGGUAUUAUGCUGUACGAGAUGCUCUACGGCCUUCCUCCGUUUUAUAACGAAAAUGAAAAUAUCAUGCACGAGAACAUCCUCACGCAAGAACUUAGUUUCAAUCGCUUUAACAUCACCAUAAGCCCCGAGGCAGAGGAUUUGUUAACUAGACUAUUAGAUCGUGACCCGACUAAGCGGCUGCAAGACCUGGAGGAAUUUAAGCGACAUUCCUUUUUCAAAAAUAUCGAUUUCAAGUUACUUUACAAUCGAAAGAUUCCAGCGCCUUUUAUACCUGACCCGAAUACCGAAAACAACUUUGAUUCGAUUUUCACGGCACAGACGCUUGUCAUGGAGGACGACACCGCAGCCUACACUAGUGCACAGAAUCAUGUGGAUGGCUUUACAUACAAUUUCGGGCGCCAAUUAAAUUAUGAAUGUGAAUCCAGAAACAUAUUUGGCGCGAAUGACCAAACUCCAUUUGUUGCCUCUCGAAAUGCCUCCCCGAUAACAACCUUAUCCAGUCCUGGUUCUAUGCGAUCAAGCGACGUGAAGUUUUCGACGCUCAAGGCGCAUUCUCCUAUUAAUAAUGGCUCAUCAUCGCGAUCAUUGGGUCCAUUGACAACGAUGCCGCCUGCGCGGACUCCAUUACACGCUAAAGAAAAGAGCUCUACUUCCCCAAGAAGUCACCACACGCCGACAUUACUCAUUAAACGAGGUAGUAAUCCUAAUGUUGAUAUCACGAACACCUCGCAGGUUGGGUUGAAACGAAAAUCCAAAGUAGAAAAAUCUCCUUUAUCGCACAGCAUCACAAAAAUUAAGAAGUGA
Messenger RNA from Phytomonas sp. Hart1, 1770 nucleotides. The record is from the annotation of a GenBank genome assembly. Lineage: Eukaryota; Euglenozoa; Kinetoplastea; Trypanosomatida; Trypanosomatidae.